GCGUCUAACUGAAGAUUCUAGUGUAGCGUUAGCAUAGCUACAAAGUUCUGUAAAACUUUCCCAGGUAGAAAAGACGAACGUUACAGACACAAUUUAAAGACUUCACGUAACUUGGUUGUCUCUGUUGCUGCUACACGUGAUAUGAAGAUGGAUAUAACUGACGGAAAUACUUCGUACAAAGUGAAAUAUGCAGAUACAUGUCCAAACAUACCGAUGGCCGGUAAACGCAUACCUGUGGGAGACAGGGCAAAAUCCUGCCUACAAGAAGCUGCAAGGCCCCUGACCCCACCUGUGGUAAGGAAAUUCCGCAACAGCAUCCAACCAGAACCGGGAUCUAUCAGAGUUCACCAAGGGAAGGCAAAUGAUCCAGAUGUUGCAAGCACCCUCGUUCAUGGCAUCAGCACCAAAUCUUCCCUCAGUGGCAGAAGCUUGCUAAAUCCUCCGCAAAAGACCUUGUUCCAGCAUAAGUUACAGGAGCUCAGUGAAGCAGUGUAUGCCUCCAGUAAAAAGGCACCAGUGGGCAGGUCACACGAUCAGCGUGUUGGACUUCCCAUCUGCACUGACGACAAAACUACGUAUGGUGUGAAAACAGUUAGAGGGCUGGAUGUGCGUGAGAUUAUUAACCCCUCAAAAACAGCAGAGGAGAUGGAGAAGGAAGCUCAGGAGGGACACGAGGCUUACAUUCGUAGCCACAACGCCUAUUUUGUUGGUGAGCGGAUUGACAGAAAGUACGACUGGAGUCACUACAGUAAAGACAGCAGGUUUGGGAUCCUCACACCUCAUUUCAACGACGGCCGUAAUCUCAGCAAAUCUCUCCACUGGCUGGGGGAGACACACAAGUUUUAUAAUCCAAAGGCUGUUUGGAAGAGAUCUGGGAACAGGGAAAAGCUGGUGCAGCAAUUUGGCAUAAUGAACAAUGUGAGGAAAAAUACCUUGAAUGUUCCACCAGAUCACACCUUUGGAGUUGCCUUGCCACUGGAUGAAUUUGGUGUUGGUGAUAUAAUCCACUCCACUGAGCCAGGCCAGUACGUGAGAGGCCGAGACCAGCAGCGCAGCCUGGUCAAUGCAGUGAGACACCAUCUCAAGAAGAUCAAUUUCCACAACUUCCCCUCCCUGCUGCAGGCGUUCAAACAUUAUGACAAGGCAGGCAAGGGAAUGAUUGACAAAGAGGACCUGCAGGCGGUGUGCCAUCAGUUCCAACUGGACGUGAGCAGGCCGGUUCUGGAUGACCUGAUGGACUACUGUGACACGGACAAGGACGGACUGAUCGACUUCCUGGAAUUUGCAAACUUCCUCAACUGGAAGGACAAGAUGCCAGUCAGCAGUCGAGAGCAAGGCAUUUUGACAAAUGAGCGUCACACCAGCUCUGCUCCAGCCAACAUCGGGCGGAAGCCUCCCUCAGAAUCAGAGCAGCUUCCUGCCUCUCAGGCCUUAAUAAAGCCUGAGGACUUGGAGCCCAUUAAGCCAGGCAGCUCACUGAAGACCCUCAGGACCCUGAGGCGACCCAGGGCAGCCCCAGACCACUUCAUGACCUCCUCCACCCUCAUCGGAUCUGUCAGUGAUUCGUCCACAUUGAACAGCCGCACCUAUGGGAUCCCAACUGUGCGCUCCGACCUUCCAGCUCCACGCUUAAAGAGAGUCAGUGAUACUAACAACUAUGGUGAUACGUCCACGGCUGCAGAUCUUCUGCAUCCAUCAGUUCAUGCCCUCCGGGGCGUCCACGAAGAACACUUCUUUUGUCCUCGCACCAAGAAGGAGAUUGCAGAGAUCUUCAGGAAUGUGGGUGUGACUAUUUCUGAGGAGACGUUCGAGGAGGCCUGGAAGCUGGCGUCCAUGAAGCAUCCAGCCGGGGAGGUUUGUGUCGAGGUUUUCCGUAACAUACUCAAGGAAAUAAAAGCAAUGUGAUACUGGAGGGGUUUUUACCUGCACAGUGCUUCCUCAUCACAGUCGAUAUUGCUGUCUAAACAAUACCUCUGCUGUUCGGCGGAAGCUUUGUAGCUCCAAAAUGUUUUAGUUUGAUUAUUAAUCACUGAAAAGUUUUUCAAGCCACGAAGGAGUAAACAUUAAUCUGAAGUGCACAGCAGUUGUGCUAAACUAAGUUUUCACAUGACAACCAUAAUGUGAAAAUCUGUUUUUCACAAUAACAUUGUCAGUAACCUCAAAUCAUUUUUAAAGAGCAACAAAAAGGCAUUCUAAUGCAAAUCACAAUCUUGUUUCAUUUUGUCUGCCUUUGCAAGUAGGACACUUAUUUUUAUACAUCCAGUAAUAUAACAAUAACUUUUUGUCAGUACGUUGUUUAUAUAAUCUCAGCUACUGAAGAUCUGAAUUAACAGUUUCAACUUGCUUUCUUUGAAGUUGUGCAUUUUCGCAUUAAUAUGAGAACUCCCAAGAAACAGUGGGUUAAAUUUAAAUCUUUUUUAUGUCAGUAGAGUCUGUUUGAAGAAGAAAGUAAUGCCUGGGAAUUCACUCCAUGCCACAAAAAUUUCAUUUACACGACAUUUUGAUCCUACUCUGAUCUUCUUCAGGUCAAAAUCUGGAGUCAGUUUGUGCUGUGAAGUGACCUUACUAAAUUCAUCAUCAUCUGCACGUUAUUUAUUUGUGCUGUCACAUACCCUACUACUAUUAAUUAAUUCAGCUGUCCUGACCUUUUAUUUUACAUUGCUGCGUUAUAAUGAUUGUGGUUAUGAAUUUGUUGAGACAAUAAAUAAGGGUUGUCAUGAUACCAGAAUUCUAAACUUAAAUACGAUACUCAUUUAAAAAAAUAAUACUUUAUACCUCUUUUGACACCACGGCAAAACGAAAAAAAAAGUAAUUGGCACACAAAACAUGAUUUAUUUAUUUUUUUUAUUAACAACCUGCACCUAGUGCUGGUAUAGAAAAUAUCACUGGAAACACGUCUCUAGUCACAUGGUUGGUUCAUUGUUCAAGAGAAUGCAGUAACAGCCACGGGUUGAGGAGCAGUUGAUUUUCCUCCCUGUUGUUUCAUAUGUGCAGUUUUGGGUUGAAAAUCUGGUUGUAGUCCUGUUUUUUUUUUUAAUAUAUUCUGCACAUCUGAUACUAUUGAAUGCAUAGUUUGUAUCAAAAAAAGUAUUGACUCUUUCGACAACCUCACAGUAAAUGCGGAGAAUGAACCCCCUUUAUAAUGACUAACAUCAGAUGAAUGUGUUGCAUCAUAUAAGCAGAGUUUUGACCUAUUUUUUGGAUUAUGUUUUUUUUGGAGUGUUGCUAAUAUUUGAUGAAUUUGCUGGAAGCCAGUUUGCAGUUCCUGGCAGAGCACCUCACCAAAAGAGGGUCACAUGAAAAUACAUCCUGUACCUGACACACACAUUUAAUUAUAUAGACUUAAUUCUUCGUAAGCAUUGAGUUGCUCUCAUGUGAUGACAUGCUUGAGAACCAGACUGCUCCAUCAAGUGUACCGCCACCAGUGAGGCCAGCAGCAAACAGCUUGUUUGAUGCAGUAUUAUUGUGUACACUUUUUAGAGUAACCAUGAAUGCAUCAUGGAGCACAAACAAACUUUCACCUGUCAGGUGUAUGGGUGGGUUUUCAUCUUAAUUAUAAACCAACCUCUUCUGAUGCCAACUAGCUUCAUAUUUUCCUCCACAGCAGGGGGCACAUCAGCAUGCAUGCAUAUAAAAACACUUAUUGGUGGAACAAAGCCAAAUGCUUUUAAUAUUAUCAUUAAUAUUUACUGUGACUGAUUCAAGUUUAAGUCUGCUCUUGUUUUGAAAUCACAGAUUGUGUUAAAUUAGUCUCAGUCUUGACUUGUAUUGAGUUAAGCUGUCUUUGUUCCGGUCUGACUAUUAAGACCAGUGUCCUGUCAAAACAAUUUUAAAAACUCCAAACACACAGAGGAGAAUCUCCCACACACAAAACAGAGUAGCAUAAAAAAGUUAAAAUAAGAACACAAAUUAGUAAAUAGAUUUAAGUUGAGAUAAAAAUUCUAAUUAAAAGUCAAACUACAACUAUAGUUAUUUUUGAGUUUAGGUUUUAUCUUCCCCGCCCAACAAACAAUACACAGUAAGACAUUUGUGUUGCAGUCUAGCCAAAGUAUUCUUUAGUCUCCAUACACAUAACACAGUAAUAAUAACACCAUGCUUUCAGAGAUAAACAUGUCAGCAAACAAAAGAAAUGUUUUCCAUAUUACAUGUCUGUUUAUAGAGAAUCAAUUCUCCUGUUAAAAUGAAAAAUAUAAUUUCAUGCACAGAAGCGGCUCAUUUUUCAUGUCAACAUUUCAUCUUUCUUUUGUUGAAAGCAACAUGUCAUCUUUUGUUUGUACACCUAAGCUGCUGUGAAACAGUGUUAAAUCUUUAAUUGAUUGCUUUGGACUUAAAAAUAACAGCCGGUGUGACUGUUUCUGUGCCGGUGACAGACCUGAGUAAACACUGAGAGGUGCGUUCUCACAACCUAUCAUUUAUUCUGUCAGAGUAUUAGAUUUGAUUUCCAAGCAUGUUUAUCUUGUAAUUCUAUUAAUCAACCUUGAAAUGGGAAGUCUGACAGAGAUAGCACAAUUAAUUUAUGGCGUCUUGGAGCUGAGACACAUGCAGACAUACAGGCAGACACACAGACUUUCAAGGAGGUAUGAGGGAUUGUUUGCAAUCUGUUUCGCUAACCAGAUUAAUGAAACAGGUUGGCACGCAGCCUCGACUGAUGCACAUGUCUGGAGAUUACAGAACAGUAAAAUAACUAAUAAAAAAAUCAUUAGCUUUUUGUACAUUCACCACUUGUUUUUGUUUUCUUGUUAAUUUCCAUUAAACUGAGUGAUGCACAGGCGUGGUAAAUUGUUUAAUGUGCUCUCACCAUAUCCAUGAGCAUAUUGACAUGUGCUAAGCUAACCGCACUCAUUUAAUCUCAUUACGACUCUGCGAGAUGCUCCACUGGAACCAAAAAACCCCCACGCAAACUUCCACAGACCACAUAUUACUAUGCAGGAAAAUUAGAAUAAUCCUCAGCGUAUUUCAUUAUGCAUGAAUUAGCGGCCGCUAAUGACAGAAUCCUCUCUGUUUGUCAGAUAUGUUGUCAACAUUAAUAAUAUUGCAGCGAGCUUAAACAGAAUGGGAUGACACGCAGCAUUCACGAGCCUGUCAGACGUGAUGUUUUUGACAAGUGACACGUUUCUGGCAGCGACCGUGGGCUCAGACACAGGCUGCGUUUGAGUUAUAGUAAAUGGGUGGGGAAUUUUCUGCCAGGAUUUGUCUGUCUUGCCUGCAGCAAUGCAAUACAACUAUUUUCACUUGGUGUAAGACUCUUGUUGUGAUCUCUCGUCGAUCCAUAAAGUCCUCGCUUGAACAGUAAACUGCGUCGCCGACAACCAUGUACCAGAACAUACGCCCCCUCCUGAUUACUAUGGAAAAUGGAUUAUCUUGUUGCCCGUUGCUUCUCAAGAACCUAAUACAUUGACACCAAUAUAUUUGGUCCCUUCUAAGUUUGAUGUUUCACAUGUGGAAAAUAUAGUUAUAUAAUACAAGAUCAUCACCUUUAAUGCUAAUGCAGAGUCAGCUGUUGCAUUAGCCUAUUAUUUAUUUUUAUUCUAACUAAUAUGGUUGACUUUCUUAAAGGUAUACUAUGCAGGAAUUGUUGGUUGCUGUUUGUAAACAAUAUUGCCAGCAAAAAGCAAAGGUUAGGGUUCUUUGUAUUUGCAUUUCUUUUUUUUGUUUUUUUGUUUGUUUGUUUGUUUUUUGAUGCUGUGUCCUCAAUUUUUGUAGCUUCCUCUUGGAUGUGUGCAGCUUAUGAUGCCGCAACUGGUCGCUAUUGUUUUUUGAAGUCCUGACCUCACCAGCACGCUGUGCCCAGGAACAUCUUGAACAUAGAAAAAAAAGAAAACCCAGGCAAAGGCAGAUACUCUGCAGAUAACUAAUAAAUACACCACCACACACUUCUAGUGGGUGAUAAGUGAUGAUUGAGAGGCAUUACUUCUUCAUUACUUCGUCUUUAACCACUUGCCAAGCAACCAUAACCAGCACUGUGUCAUAGCCUACUUACAAGAAAUGCUGAUUGCGGAGCUGAUUUUAUUCCAGAUGUUGUUUUCUAAGUGUGUAUUUGGCCAAAAAUAUUCUCUGUGGGACGGAUGUAAAACUCUGGCAACUUCUUCUUCGUCUUUAUCACAAACUGAUAUUUACGAAGAAUGGACAGAUAUAUGCUGGCUGUGAUUGGUUGCUCCUCGUCAUUUGACAUGCGGUCCGCGCUUCUGCGUUCCAAAAGUUAAACUUUGUUUAUCUUCAGGUGCAGCUGUCGCACCCUGAAAAACAGGUACUCCGGAAAGCAUGUGCCCUGACGGCGUCGCUCUGCCGUAUGAGUGCACCUGCCACACAUCUACAUUGAAAACUGAGUCUGAGGGUGCAAAAAAAUGUGGCACGUGCACAGCCCCAUAGUCUAUACAUUUGUUUAUUGAGGAAAAUCCUGCAUGGUAUAUCUUUCAAUGCACAUCAAAAAGAAAAUUUGCAUUUGUGCCAUGGUGCGCAAAGGUGCACUCUGGUGACGAUACGCCUCUGGAGGUGGGGGUCAAUACUUCGGGCUUAUCCGGUAUAGACUUCCUCUACAGUGCCCCAAUCAUUUCGGCUAAUUUUUACAUAAGGUAUAAAGGUAUCUGUCUAUCUAUCUAUCUUCAGAUGGACUUUUUACCUACCGUUAAGACAUAAUUGGUGAAUGCUACUCGGACUACAAACUGAAGCCAGAACAC
Messenger RNA from Epinephelus moara (kelp grouper), 6677 nucleotides. It is a transcript of the gene efhb, whose product is annotated as EF-hand domain family, member B. The coding region runs from base 142 to 1905 and encodes 587 amino acids. The record is from RefSeq and is a predicted model, not a curated record. The transcript is spliced from 13 exons. Gene Ontology annotation, molecular function: calcium ion binding. Lineage: Eukaryota; Metazoa; Chordata; Actinopteri; Perciformes; Serranidae.